Messenger RNA from Wyeomyia smithii (pitcher-plant mosquito), 1566 nucleotides. RefSeq lists its product as uncharacterized. The record is from RefSeq and is a predicted model, not a curated record. The transcript has 2 exons. NCBI's taxonomy places the organism in Eukaryota, Metazoa, Arthropoda, Insecta, Diptera, Culicidae. Gene Ontology annotation, molecular function: FMN binding; oxidoreductase activity. The coding region runs from base 36 to 1559 and encodes 507 amino acids.
UUCUACAAUUAGAAUACCAAGCAGUUCAAAAAGUAAUGUUCGACGCGUUGUUCCGACGCAAUGAUCGUCGAUUCCGUGAGCUUGCCUCGGUGGCCGAGUAUGAAUCACGUGCAGCCGAGUUACUCGACCGGAACGCUCUUGAUUUCUUCCGUAGUGGUGCCGGUGCCGAGCUGACGUCGCGCUUGAACGCGGCUCGCUACGAGAAGAUUCGGAUUAGACCGCGCUGCUUGGCGCGUGUCGGUAACCGAAGUCUGGCGGUAGAACUGUUGGGUUUGUGCUACAGAAUGCCGGUUGGGAUUGGCCCGGUGGCCUUACAAAAAUUAGUGCACAACGAUUGCGAGAAGGCUAUGGCCAAGGCGGCAAGAACUAUGGGAGUACCGUUUGUGUUGAGCGCUUUGUCCAGUGUGUCGCUCGAGGAAAUCGCAGAUGUGAUACCGAACCACCCGAAGUGGUUUCAGUUGUUCAUCUUUAAGGAUCGAGAACUGUUGGAAAAUAUGGUACGACGCGCGGAGCGCGCUCGUUAUCGUGCCCUUGUAGUGACGGUUGAUACCCCUGUGUUGGGGCUGAGAAGAACGGAAAUGAGAAGUCCAACAGUUUUACCGUCUAAGGUUACGUAUGCUAAUUUUUGCCCACCGUAUAACAAUGUUUGUACUAAGAAUAUCUCGGAAUAUGUGAAAAAUCAGUUCGAUGCCACCGUUGGAUGGGACUCCCUUCGAUGGUUGUUGGGUAUAACCUGCCUUCCAGUGGUUGUGAAAGGUAUAUUGACAAAGGAGGACGCUUGUAUGGUGGCUGAUAUGGGAGCGCAUGGAAUUUUAGUUUCGAAUUAUGGUGGACGGCAGCUAGAUUCUGCUCCAGCUACUAUCGAGGUUCUAUCAGAAAUCGUAGAAGCAGUUGGAAAUCGGCUACCUGUAAUGAUUGACGGAGGUAUAACUGAAGGCACAGACGUGUUCAAGGCUCUAGCGCUUGGUGCGAAAGUUGUUUUUAUAGGCCGUGCAGCUAUUUGGGGUCUGGCUGUUAAUGGUCAGAGAGGUGUUGAGGAUGUGUUGGAUUUAUUAAAAUUGGAACUGGAUUCAGUGAUGGCGAUGGCUGGCUGUCAAACUCUCGAGCAGAUUUGUGAAAACCAUGUACGCUUCGAGUCAGAAUACCUAAGGCCUCGAAAGGGUCUUCCAAUUAGACCAGCCGAUGAUCGAGUUGACAUUCAAGGUGGCGUGAGGACAGUGGUCGGAAAACUUACGCGGGAACUGGAGGAAAAUUUGGUACCUACUGGUGAAGAUGGUCUGGCGAAACCUCCCAGAGUUGAUGGGGUAGACGAUUGCGGUAUAGAAACCAAUGAAUGGUGUAAGACAGUGAAUGGUAACGUUGAAGUUUUACGGAUUCCUCAGCGAGCUACGAGAGAGGUGCGGGUAGUACCGGAGUUGGCGAAGGUUUUCCAGCGCAACGUGAGAGCCGAUUUAAUAGCACGCCAAGGCAGAGUUAGGCAGAGUAGGAAUCGAGCAUCUUCAAUGCAAAAUUUGAUCAGUAUUAGGAAAUCCAAUGAAGAUUGUCGUCGCAUAUUGUGAGAUUAUA